CGAUGUAUUGAGUCUGUGACCGUGAGCUGUUUGACUGUACGGAAAGCAAGCGUGCUGACCAAAACAAUGAUGAAUUUAGCCACUUUAGUGAACAGCCUCAGAUGCUCUCUGCUGAGCAUUGAGAGAAGACUUCUGCAGGCGGCCGGACUAGAGAGACAGCUGGCCCCAGCGCUGACAGUGGCUGGCCCCAGUCUCCUGCCUCAGGUCGACAGGGAGGAUGGGCUGGAGGAGCAGCAGAACCCGGAUCAGCCUCCUGGCCUCACAGACGGUAUCCUGUGGAUGGCAGCGCCCAAGAAGAGACGCACUAUAGAGAUCAACCGCACCAGGAGGAGAUCUGAAAUAAAUAUGUUAAAAGUCAAGACCAACAUCGAGCCAUGUCCUGAGUGUGGCCACUUGAAGCAGAAACACAUCCUGUGCAGCUUCUGUUACGCCAAGGUGUGCAGAGAGACGGCAAAGAUUCGGCAGCAGAUGAAGGCGAUGGAAGCGGGGGCCCAUGGGGUGCCGGCAGUGGAGACUGUCAUCCUGUAUGAGGGAGAAACACCAAGUGAGCUGAACAAAGACAAAAGGAUUGUGGAGAGGCCCAGGAAGAGGCCUGCCUGGUUCAACCUCUGAGAUAUUCAUGCUGUUUGUGAUACCAAAGCUGAUUCUUGAUGUAGUUAUCUCUGUAAAGAUACCGUACCUGAUCAUUGAUUUGUGGGUUUAAGGCUCACACAGCUACAUAUUUGAAUUUUUGGUUUAAUUUCAUUUGUCACUUUUUCAACUGUUUGUCAUAUUCUCAAAUUGGAUACAUUUACUGUAUGUUUGAAUAUUUGACAAUACAUUCUUUAUUUGAAAAAGGAAAUGAUGUGCUUCUCUGUUGCCUUAAAUUCAAAAACUCAAAUGAGACCAUUCAAUGUAAAGACUUACCAUUGUGUUAGUCAACAAAUCUUACUUUAUCCACUUUAUGACACAGAAAAAACAAUUAGGUUUGAUAAUUGUGCUCCAAAGUCAUUGGCACAAUAAAGGGGGGUCAAGAGUAUUAGUGUCUACCAUAAGCUUUCAUUAAGACUACAGCUUUUUAGCAUAGCCACAAGCUUUUUAUCAGUAACACAAAUAUGGUUAUGAACCACUUGGAAUCGGAUGUCUUAAGAUUUCAAACAUUAUGAAGUGAUACAUCAUUCUUGGCUUCCUUGUGAUGGAAACUAAUCGCCACUUCUUCUGAUCUUGAAGGGAUGCCUGUUUUUGUUUGUGAAUGUGUGUUUGUGUUGCCACAGCAACAUCUAUUAGUCAGGAUUCAGCAUCAAACUGGAGUCAUGUAAUACUGGCUCUUGUGUUGCAGGGGGGGGGAACAGACUGUUUUUGCUGGGAUGAGUCCAGCAUACCUUUCACUGCCUCAGUCACACCGUCAACCCCCUCUGAUACAGUUUCACCCUCCAACUGAUAGAAGUGGGGCUGCCAGCGUUCUCCU
Trematomus bernacchii (emerald rockcod) is the source of this 1447-nucleotide messenger RNA. It is a transcript of the gene mrpl32, whose product is annotated as mitochondrial ribosomal protein L32. NCBI's taxonomy places the organism in Eukaryota, Metazoa, Chordata, Actinopteri, Perciformes, Nototheniidae. Gene Ontology annotation, molecular function: structural constituent of ribosome. Gene Ontology annotation, biological process: translation. The record is from RefSeq and is a predicted model, not a curated record. Gene Ontology annotation, cellular component: mitochondrial large ribosomal subunit. The transcript is spliced from 3 exons. Bases 67 to 612 code for a protein of 181 amino acids.